ACUGACGUAGGCUUUGUAUAGCAGCUGCAUCACCCCAGGAGAUUACAAUGAGUGGAGGAGGGGAACAGCCAGAUAUUCUUAGUGCGGGAAUAUUGGUGAAAGAAAGAUGGAAAGUGUUAAGAAAGAUAGGAGGUGGAGGGUUUGGAGAAAUUUAUGAUGCACUUGACUUGCUUACCCGAGAGAACGUUGCAUUGAAGGUCGAGUCAGCUCAGCAGCCAAAGCAAGUUCUGAAAAUGGAAGUAGCUGUGUUGAAAAAAUUGCAAGGGAAAGAUCAUGUCUGUAAAUUUGUUGGCUGUGGAAGGAAUGACAGAUUUAACUAUGUUGUCAUGCAGUUGCAGGGUCGGAACUUGGCAGAUCUACGUCGAAGUCAGUCUAGAGGGACCUUCACAAUUGGUACUACCUUGCGACUUGGAAGGCAAAUUCUGGAGUCUAUUGAAAGCAUUCAUUCCGUUGGGUUUUUACACCGAGAUAUUAAACCAUCCAACUUUGCUAUGGGGCGUUUUCCUAGCACUUGGAGAAAGUGUUACAUGCUGGAUUUUGGCUUGGCACGUCAGUUUACAAAUUCAUGUGGGGAUGUCAGACCACCCCGGGCUGUUGCUGGUUUCAGAGGGACAGUGCGGUAUGCAUCAAUCAAUGCUCACAGGAACAGAAGCAUGGGAAGGACACAUAGGAACAUCUGGUCAUUGUUCGACUUGUUGGUGGAAUUUGUAGUAGGACAACUUCCCUGGAGAAAAAUCAAAGACAAGGAGCAAGUAGGCUCUAUAAAAGAACGGUAUGACCACCGGCUGAUGUUGAAGCACCUUCCUCAAGAAUUUAACAUGUUUCUAGAUCACAUUUCUGUUUUAGAUUAUUUUACCAAACCUGAUUAUCAGCUUCUCAUGUCCGUGUUCGACAACAGCAUGAAGACUUAUGGAGUGACAGAGAGUGAUCCCUUUGACUGGGAAAAGAGUGGAACUGAUGGCUCUCUAACUACCACCACCACUUCAACUACUCCUCAGCUGCAUACUCGACAGACCCCAGCUGCAAUAGGAAUUGCCAAUGCCACCCCAAUACCAGGAGACUUGUUGAGAGAAAACACAGAUGAAGUAUUUCCAGAUGAGCAGCUAAGUGAUGGUGAGAACGGUAUCCCUAUUGGAAUAUCUCCAGAGAAGUUACCAGAGUCUCCUGGACAUCAUCGCCCUCAGGAAAAGGAUGUAUGGGAGGAGAUGGAUGCAAACAGGAAUAAGAUACAACUGGGAAUCCAUAAAGCUGCUACAGAAGAGGAGAAUAGUCAUGGGCUAAUUAAUGGCAUGCUCAAUGCACCAAGCCUAGGUUCUCCAAUUCGAGUUCGUUCUGAGACCACACAACAAGACAGGGAUGUCCCCUUGGUUCGGAAGUUACGAUCAAUCCACAGUUUUGAACUGGAAAAACAUCUGACCUUGGAGUCAAAGCCAGACGCAGAUAAAUUUCUGGAAAUUUGCAUGGAGAAGAAGAAAAGAGAGUUGAAUGCUAGGAAAGAAUCUGCUGCUGCUUCUCAGAAAACCCCUUUGCCUGCAGUUACCUCCUGCAAUGAACAUGUUUGGCACUAUGAUGAAGAAUACCUUCCUGAAGGUUCCAAGCCUGCUUCUGGGUAUUCUCCAGAACAUGGAGAUGGUGGUGUUAGCAAUGGAUAUGUGGCUAUCAAUUUAAGUUCCUGUCAGCAGGAGGUUGACUCUAAGGAAUGGGUGAUAGUGGACAAAGAACGGGACUUGCAAGAUUUCAGGACUAAUGGAGUUUUAGGGCAUAAAACAACUGGGAGCCCCUCCGAUGAUGAACCUGAAGUGCUUCAAGUCCUUGAGGAGUCCCCACAAGAGGAUAAGUUUAGCGCUCAUGGCAAGAAUGCAGUUGAAGGGGCAGCACUGGAUCUAGCAGUUGAAUGUUGUGGUAUUGCAGCUUCUGAGCAAUUUACAAAUCAACUAGAACUCCCAGUUGGAACUGUUGGCCAGCUUCUUGCUGUCACACCCACAAGUCUAAUGGAGGCCCAAGCAGAAGGGGCUCUUACUCCUGUUACAAUUCCCAGACCAUCUAUGGCCUCCACACAGUCUGCUUCUGAGAGUUUUCAUUAUGGCCAGCAGCUAGAGAAGAAGGAUCGAGAUACCCGGCCUGUGGAGCAUACUAUUGAACUUUCUUCUCCUAAGGAGAAUUUAGCUGGCUUGGUGGUAGCAAAUGAUGUAUUAACUCUUAGUGGUAGUAGAACAGAUUUAGUACUCAAGUUAGACCAUAACUUACAGGAUAAGGAAGGAUAUAGUGGAGAAGGUGUUGGAACCCAAGAUCACAGCGAAAAGGAUCUUCUUGAUCAGUGUGUGAAGAAGCAAGGAGAGAAAGAACUCGUAAAUGUUGUUGAACAAGCAAAAAACAGUAAACUUCCUGAAACUUGUGAAGAUAGCGUUGAAGUACAAAGAACAGGAUCUGUUGCUCUAGGAAACACUGAGUCUGUGCUGGAUGAACUGCAGGCUGCUACAGAACCUGAAGAGCGAAGGCCAGUAACUUCUUGCAUAUUGCCAAAUCAUGAUGCAAAACAGGAGGUAUUGAAGCAGUCAGUAGGUGAAACAUCAGAUGUUUCUUUAUCAAGAAGUACCGACCCAUUUCUUCACAGACAAGAAAGCCAAGUGAUUCCAAUGCAAGAAAAUGGUUUCCAUUAUGAUGGUGAUAUCAGUCAUGCUGAAGAACUGCAAUGCCAAAAAGAAAACCUCACCAGUUUUUUAUGUCAAGAGGACAGAGGAGAGCAAAAUGUUCUAAGAAAUGGAGAAUUGUUCCACUGCGUUGCAGAGAAUGAGAGUUCUCAUCAGUCUAAGAAGGAAUUAGUUAGAACACCAUUUGUAGCUAGACAAAGUCGCAUUCCAGUUUUAGCACAAGAAAUAGACUCCUCAUCAGAGUCCUCUUCACCUGUUUCAGCAAAAGAGAAACUACUUCUAAAAAAGGCUCAUCAGACAGACUUGGUUAGACUACUUGUAGAAAAGAAACAACUGAAAUCUUUCUUUGGUGACCUUUCAAGUGCCUCUGACAAGUCACUGAAUGAAAAAGUAGCUACUGCUCCUUUACCACUUUCUGAAGAUGUUUUUUCCUCCUUUUCCAAGCUGACAUUGGACACUCAUUUGCGUACUCAAGUGGAGGAAAGUUUUUUGUCAUCAAGCAGUCCUCAGUCCAGAAAGAGCAAAAUUCCAAGACCUGUAUCUUGGACUACCACAGAUCAUGUUAGCAAUCCAAACUCAGCUCAGUUUUUUCCUCGCCCGCCACCAGGAAGACCCCCAACCAGGCCUGGAGUAGAAGCUAGGUUGCGCAGAUACAAAGUGCUAGGAAGCAGCAGCUCAGAUUCAGACCUGAUCUCUCGUCUGGCUCAAAUACUUCAGAAUGGAUCUCAAAAACCAAGGAGCUCUUCCCAGUGUAAGAGUCCAGGAUCUCCACAUAGCUCCAAAACACCACCCAAAAGCCCAGUCAUUCCCAGACGCAGUCCCAGUGCCUCUCCUAGGAGCUCUUCUUUGCCCCGUACUGCCAGUUCCUCACCAUCCCGGAGUGGGCGACCUCAUCAUGACCAGAGGAGUUCGUCUCCACAUCUUGGAAGGAGUAAAUCGCCUCCUAGUCUUUCAGGCUCUUCAUCAUCUAGGAGAUCCUGCCAACAAGAGCACUGCUACAACAAAUCUAGCAAGAAUGGUCUGAAAGGUUCUAGUGGCUCCUGCCACCACUCUUCUAACAUUAAAUCGCCCACAGGAAAGAACAAAUCAGCCAGUAAACUUAGCAGAUAGGAACUGAGUUUUGUCUGGUGUCA
Gekko japonicus is the source of this 3784-nucleotide messenger RNA. It is a transcript of the gene TTBK2, whose product is annotated as tau tubulin kinase 2. The transcript has 16 exons. Gene Ontology annotation, cellular component: cytoplasm; ciliary basal body; nucleus. The coding region runs from base 48 to 3761 and encodes 1237 amino acids. The record is from RefSeq and is a predicted model, not a curated record. NCBI's taxonomy places the organism in Eukaryota, Metazoa, Chordata, Lepidosauria, Squamata, Gekkonidae. Gene Ontology annotation, molecular function: ATP binding; protein serine/threonine kinase activity. Gene Ontology annotation, biological process: peptidyl-serine phosphorylation; signal transduction; cilium assembly.